Microsporum canis CBS 113480 is the source of this 897-nucleotide messenger RNA. RefSeq lists its product as hypothetical. NCBI's taxonomy places the organism in Eukaryota, Fungi, Ascomycota, Eurotiomycetes, Onygenales, Arthrodermataceae. The coding region runs from base 1 to 897 and encodes 298 amino acids. The transcript has a single exon. The record is from RefSeq and is a predicted model, not a curated record.
AUGUCUCUUCCGAAGGAUCCUACUUCACCAGCCGCACUAUCGCCCAAAGUGGCCGGUUUAUCAUUCUCGCCCACAGAAUAUGAUACCAGCAGCCAACCUCCCCAGAGCAGCCAUGGAAAUCAAGAAGAACAACAGGACGAAGAUGAGAGUGGUCAUGUCUCCCAAACACACGAGACAGUAGAAGAUACUUCUGCACCUGUACAUCCUCCAUUUAGGCCUUUAUUUACCGUUAUAGGAGAUGCGACUUCGUCUGAGUACUUUCAUCCAACAGUACAUUAUAUAUUCUCCGAUGAUGAUACCGGCAUCAUAACCGAAGCUGCCCUUCAAUCUCUAGAAGCAAGCAAUCAGAGGACUUCAUGGGACACGGAAUCAACCUCCCAAAAAGAAAAGAAGAAAGGAAAAUCUGCUCCCAAAGCCGAAACCACCACUGAGCAUUUCAUUAUCCUUGACGUGGAACCUACGAAUGGUACCGGAGAUACUACCGCUGCGGCGGGUGUGGCUAAAAACGAUUCCCAGGAGACGUCUGGCUGCCCUAAUCCGACACUUCGUAGCAUUCAGGAUUUCAAGGUAACAUCCGCUCACAGCCUAUCCCCUGCCUGGCAGGUGAUCAAUACGACUCUUUCCCCUGCCCCGAAUUUUGAUUCUUCCUCCAAUAGCCCUACAUCAACAGAUCGCGAUGGCAAUACGGUGCUCAUGAUCGAAGGUACCUCGGGUUUCGCUUCUGAUGGAAUGAGCGGGCGACACCAGGCUCAACAAGGACAGGCGCAAACAUUGGAAGAAAUGAUGGACCAGUUUGCUAGGCGUAUGGCGGAGCUGAAGAAGGUUGUCGAAGCAAGUGGAGAUCACAUAUUUGCACAAGUCGUGGAACAUGCAGAAAGACCGGAAGACAAUCCCUAA